CUGAUCAUCAACACCAACAAGACGACAUUGGCUCACUCGAAUGCCUAUGUGCGUUUCCUGGUGGGAACCAUUCGCAAGCAGCCGCUCUUUGCCUGGGUGGCCAUGAAGCCGGUUCGCGUGUGGGACUAUCUUCUCUGGCUGGAUCGGGCCAAUUUCGGUGGGUGCGCUUUCGAGGAGCAUGCCCCGGCUGGCGAUGGUACCGCCACCACUGGCGGCGGCUCCUCCGCGGCCCAGCCUCUGGUGCUGAUGCACUGGAAUAUCCAGCGCUUCUUGCCCCCGCGCCUGGAAGCCCUCUUCCAGUCAAUCAUCCACGAGCUGAUUACCCUGGUGCAUGCACGCAUCGGCGAGGAGCGCACUU
Molecule: messenger RNA, 358 nt
Organism: Fonticula alba
Lineage: Eukaryota; Rotosphaerida; Fonticulaceae
Exons: 1
Biological process (GO): nucleotide-excision repair, DNA gap filling; DNA replication; base-excision repair, gap-filling
Cellular component (GO): epsilon DNA polymerase complex; nucleus
Molecular function (GO): zinc ion binding; single-stranded DNA 3'-5' DNA exonuclease activity; DNA binding
Source: RefSeq, a predicted model, not a curated record